Messenger RNA from Cololabis saira (Pacific saury), 4256 nucleotides. It is a transcript of the gene lpgat1, whose product is annotated as lysophosphatidylglycerol acyltransferase 1. The record is from RefSeq and is a predicted model, not a curated record. The coding region runs from base 521 to 1633 and encodes 370 amino acids. Lineage: Eukaryota; Metazoa; Chordata; Actinopteri; Beloniformes; Belonidae. Gene Ontology annotation, molecular function: acyltransferase activity. Gene Ontology annotation, cellular component: endomembrane system. The transcript has 8 exons.
UCAGGGACGGGGGAUGAAGAUAACGGAUCCUACCAGCUGAGGGGAAGAAACCAAUAAAUACAUCCAUUUCUCUUUUUUUUUUGUUUUAUUGAUGCGCACAUGUCCCCCUGGUGUCGGGGUUGCGGGUUUGAGUCCCCGUGAGCGGUGCUGCUCGACGAGAGCUGCCCGGGUUGUGCAGGCGACGACGAUGCAUCGUUGCAGGAUUUAUUAUCCCGGCGUGUCCGACUGAGAUGGAGCCCGCCCGGCUCAGAUGGAGCUGCUAGCGAGCUAACGGAGCCGGAAUCCGGUGGACCUGGGUCGAUAUACUGGAGCUUAUGCGGCGGUUUCUGCAACAUUAUUAUCACAUCCUUCACGUUUUGAUUGACUCAACAUGCCGGUGCCGGCGGAAAAUCGCUAACUUACCCCCCACCCCCGUUUUAAGUUCCCUGCUUGAGGGAUUUGUCCUCGCUUUUCACAGUUGGUGACACCUUUCGCCGUCCUUGGAUGCUUCAGUGACCUUAAUUGGACGGUGUGUAUCAGGAUGGCACAGCUUUUGGACGGGGCAGGCAAACUGGGCUGGGUUCUCCUCAAGUCUGUGCUUCGUUUCUUGUUUAUGUUCAUCAACAACUGUGCAGCCAUCCCAUCCUAUUGCUUAUAUCUGGUGCUUCUUCAGCCCCUGAGAAUAUGGGACCGCUCCACUUUCUGGUACAUUGAAGGAGUCAUGUUCAAAUGGCUACUGGCCAUGGUGUCUUCGUGGGGCUGGGUUGCAGGUUAUACAGUCACAGAGUGGGGCGAUGACGUGCGGCCCAUCUCCGAAGAGGAAGCCAUGGUCAUCGUUAAUCAUCAAUCUACAGGAGAUGUUUGCACUCUCAUGAUGUGCCUGCAAGACAAGGGCACGGUGGUACGAAAAAUGAUGUGGUUGAUGGACCAUGUGUUCAAAUACACCAACUUUGGCCUAGUAUCCCUGAUUCAUGGGGACUUCUUUAUUAGACAGGGUAAAGCUCACAGAGACAAGCAGCUGGUCUACUUGAAAGAUCACUUAGAAAAAUACUACCACAGCCGUGACAGAAAGUGGAUAGUGCUAUUUCCUGAGGGCGGCUUCCUUCGGAAAAGGCGGGAAACCAGCCAGUUGUUUGCCAAGAAACACUCUCUCCCUCACCUGACCCAUGUUACGUUGCCUCGUCUCGGGGCCACCCAUGUCAUCCUGAAAUGCCUGUCAGCCCAACAGGAGAACGGCACCAUUGGCAGUGAUACAGGGACCCCAAACCAGACAGCUAAACGUAAAGGCCUGCAGUGGGUUAUAGAUGUAACCAUAGCGUACCCUAAAGCCAGACCAAUGGACAUCCAGACGUGGAUCUUUGGUUACAGGCCUCCUACAGUCACACAUGUGCAUUACAGGAUGUACCCGAUAAAAGAAGUUCCUCUGGAGGCAGAGCCCCUGACUGACUGGCUGUAUCAGAGGUUUGUGGAGAAGGAAGACUUGCUGGCCCACUUCUAUGACACAGGGUCUUUCCCUCCAGAAGGACACAAGGAGGCAGUUUCCCGGCAGAUGGGCGUCAAUCCAAUGUGGCUGUGCAUCAUUCAAGUGUUUGCUUUUGCUUCUGGCUACAUGUGGUACAGCGUCCUCCAGUACCUCUACUGCUGUUUAUUUUGAGCGCGCUGAUGGGGCAGAAGUCUUUAUCGGACCACUGGAGAAGCCUCAGGAUCAGUUGGUGUGUGGCCAAGCGUCAUACUGUUCCCCUACGAUGGAUGAAUGUACAUUUACAACAGCGGAAAGACUCGACAGGAAACCGUUCAAAAUAAAAAAAAAUUAUAAUAUAAAAGAAAAGUAAGCAAACAGAUUUACAAAAACCCCAUAUAAUAUGAACCUGGUCACAAGUGUAGUUAAGUUGUGCACAGCCCUAACAGCAGGCCCAGAGGAAAAAUUGCUCACAUCUGUCACUUAGACACAUUUUGAUGUUUACACGCCCACAUACAUGUAGACACUCACACGUACAUGACUUUUAUUCAAGGUUGACAACAUGAGGCUCAGGACUCCUCCAGAAGAAGCUCUGGACUUGACCCUCGUCCCCUCCGAGGCUUUAGGCGUCGUAGUUUUACCGAGUGUAACGUGCGUAUGGACGGGUGUGGAAAAAUAUAUCCGACUAGAAACAAAAACGUCUGCCCUUACUUUUCUUGGUGGUGAGAGUCGCCGAAGCCCACUGGACCUCUCAGUCAGUCUGCUGACAAACCCGCUGACUACACCUUCCAGAGUGAGCGGCUACAGCGAACGUUGAGGCCGCGCAGCUGCUGCUCCUCUGGCUUUCAUUGCACUAAAGAUCCAUACUGCCCUAAUUGUUCCCCUGCCCCUGGAAAUACCCUCCCGAGUGGUAGCUGUCAAUGUUUGAUUUAUUUUAUUUUCUUCCUUUUAACCUGCAUAUCUUCACAACAACGGUUAUUGUAUUGUUGUUCAUGUCUUCGUUGUGUGUGUGUGUGCGUGUGUGUGUGUGUUCAGAACACUGUCCGAAUGUCUGUUGAGGCAGUAUUGUGAGCUUGCUUAAAAAAAAAGGGGGGGAGGGCGUCUUGUUUACACUGGCAACUGUAUUUUUUGUUUCUUGUUUUUAUUUUUGUUUUGUUUUGGUUUUUUUAUCGUCAGGGAGGAAGAGAGAGUAAAAAGAGAAUAAUGUGGUGGAAACACAGGGCGAGAUAUGCAGUCUAAAUCACCUAAAAAUAACUUGUGGAUUCCCUCUUUUCACCCCUCCGCUCUCUGGGUCGCAUACAAACACGCACACGCGGUCUUUUGCAGAUGCAGAGAGCAGAGCAGACCUCUGCCUCGAGGAUCAACAGAGAAAGGCAGACAGAAGACAGAGACUCUUACUCCCCUACUGGACUACGUAGUUUUCCAAAUAUUUAAGCCAUAUGCUUAGUGUUGGAGGAGGGACGAACACGUGAGGAAGACAUGAGGAAUACAUGAAGAAGACGAUGUGAUUUUUAAAUAGGAAGCUACUUUAAUGUCGAGCAUUCUACGAUAGAGAUUUUGGCUUACAGAAAUAUAGGUGUCAUAACUGUAUAUUUACAGCAUAACCUGCCUAAGUGAGUGUGUGUGGUCGACUUUAUCCCCCCCCAUUUUUUGAUAUAUAUGACAGGUAUGUUGCUAGUGUUGCUCUGUGAUGUCAGAGUUUGGUGACAAGUUCACCUCCAGGGGUCGAAUUAUUUCAAUUUGAAUUACAUGAGCUUGUUUUUCUCCAUGCCAUGGUAUGUUGAAAUCUUGUACAUAAGGAAAAAAAAAAAGAGAAAAUGUUGGAAAUGACUGCAGUAUCUCUCUUUUGGUCCUUGAUAAUAUUAGAAACUUUUAUUUUGAAAUAUGAAUGUUUUAAGAGAAAAAGAAAUGAAUUUACCUUCAUUUUCCAGUAUUACCCUGUUUGUUUUAUCUUUUUUUUUAUUUUAAUAUUAUUAUUAUUAUUAUUAUUAUUAUUAUUUUUGACCUUGUGCUUCAUAACAUCGUUGCUACUGAAAGUUCAUGUGUGCAGCGGCACAUGAGCCCGGUUGCAAACCUUUUAAAUAGUCAGGAUUCAGUGGAAGAACUCUUAAGCCUUACCAGAUGUACUGGUUGACCACGAUCCUAAAUAAAAGUGGUUUCCUCGCGUUCGUUCUCAACACAUUUGGUGUUGGUACUUUUCUGAAGACCUCCAAGAUAAAAGUGGACUAGUGUCACUAAGCAGUGGUGCGCUCACAAAUGUACCUGCGGUGGUUUCCAGGUCAGUUGUCUCUAACUUGAAUAGCCUGCUUUGAUUUUGAAAUUUGCAGUGGAGCAGUCACUGUCAUAAGCUAAUUUAUAAACGGAUCAUUUCAAUGGUUGCUGCCCCACGUCUGUACCACUGGUGGUAAAAACUGUGUGAAGUAACAAAAAAGAAAAAAGAAAAAAAAAAAAGACUACCUGACUGGGUAGGUGAAAACAUUUAAAUCGGACUGUAAUUGUGUUUUGUCCCGUGUCCUUUUCAGAUUUCCCUCCAUCAUAAGAGUGACUUGACUUGAAAUGAAGAUGAAUCUUUUUGUUUUUCUUUUUUUUUUUUUCUUUUCUUUUUUUUUUAUGUUUUGACCAUGUUUCCAAAGAAGGCAGGGAAAUGAUGCUUUCCUAGAUGUGGUUUUAGGGAAAUGAACACAAUAGGAAUUUCAACAGAUUAUAUUAGAACUGUCUGUAAUUUUCCAUUUUGUACUUCUCCUUUAAUUCCUAGCUACACAGCCAUUUUACAACACAAACGACUUGUGCUGGAAUAAAACAUCAUAAAGAUCUAAAA